Messenger RNA from Brassica napus (rape), 1754 nucleotides. RefSeq names its product putative B3 domain-containing protein At4g03170. The transcript has a single exon. The coding region runs from base 267 to 1031 and encodes 254 amino acids. Gene Ontology annotation, molecular function: DNA binding. The record is from RefSeq and is a predicted model, not a curated record. NCBI's taxonomy places the organism in Eukaryota, Viridiplantae, Streptophyta, Magnoliopsida, Brassicales, Brassicaceae.
AGUCAGUAUUAUUUUAAUUAAGAUGUAUUAAUGAAAAGGGGGAAUUAACAAAAAGAACUUAUUAUAAUAGCGGAAGUGAUAAUACUAAUAAAGCUUUAUAAAAAAGGGAGCAGAGAGAGUCAAAAGACUCAAAACCAAAAGUCUUAUAAAUAGAGGAAGUGAGAUCCAUAAUCCAUUACACUCGAGAGAAAGAUCCCAAAACAAAAGUUUUCUCUCGUCCUUCUUGUUAACUUCCUUCACCGGAGAAAGAAACCGAAACAGAGAUCAUGGCGUCUUCAACGCAAGACGAAGAAGCCCACCACAGCAAGGAAGAACCGGAGCUUAUUGACCUGAACAAAGAAGCCAAACACGAAGACGAUGACAAGAUCGUGGCCUCAGAGUCAGAGACAAGGGAAGCAAAGAAACAGAAAGUGGAACAAGAAGUCAAAGAUGCUAAUCAAGAAGAACAAAGCAGAGGAGGGACGAUGAUGGUGCCUUCAACGACGACAACACCAACAAGCUUAACUCAAGAAGAAGCAAAGGCAAAGGAAGAGGAAGACGACUCAGAACAAACCUUGAGGUUUCUAAGCCGAUGGAAAGCUCCGGAGACUCCACCUGAAAAGAUCAUUUACCCCAGCCUAGUCGAGCAAUGCAGCAGACCGAUCCAAAAGCAGCUGACGACGAGCGACGUGAAACAGAACAAGCUGUCUCAGUCUGGGCUGUCUUUAUCGAACUCGCAAGUGAGGAAGAAGUUUCAGCAGCUUCUCGAAGAAUCAGGGGAAAACGAGAGAAGGUUUUCGGUAUACGGACCAGACGGGAAGGUUCAUGAGAUUUGGCUUGGUAAGGAGAAGUCGUCGUUUGGUUUGACGAUAGGGUGGUGGAGGUUCGUGGUAGAGUAUUGGCUCAAGGAGUGGUGUAACUUCGUCACGGUUUGGAUGUUUAGGCACAGAGACACUCAGCGGAUUUGCUUAGCUAUUGAUGUCACAACGUUUGCGUUCAGGAAACAGGUUAGUAAGAGGAUCUCUGAUGCUGCUUUCGAGGAUUCUGAUUAGAGAGUAUAGAGAAAGGUUAUCAAGGAGAUUAAGGAGGGUAUUAGCUAGAGAUUUGAUUAGGGAGUUUAAUGAGAAACUGUACGGGAGGUAGAAGUUUUAACGUUUUGAUUUGAGUCACAUUCUCAGUUUCUUGCUCUAAAAAUGUAAAUCAUUUGAAUGAUAAAAAGAAGCUGGUUCUUUACUUCAGUACUUGUGAUGACCUAGAACUAGAAGUGACCACUUUACUUGAAAGACAAGUUAUCAUGCUUCAUCAGUUUUGCAUGCUUAAAUGAGUAUUUUGGUAUACUGCAAUGCACUCUGGGAAAACGAUUUUCAGAGAGUUUACAAACACACAAGCCAAAGUUUUAAAUAUUGAAGAGAACUUGUAACACAAAAAACAGAAAAGAGAUGUUAUAUUGCCUAAAGCUGUUGAGAUACUACAAAAAGUUAUUUCAUUCCAAUAAAGGCUAGCAAAACAGAUUUGUAUCAUACUUGAUCUUGGAUCGAUCCUCCUCACUUGCCUCUCGCAUUUGUGUAGUGUCUUGGGUAUAUCACAGCCCAACAAACUGCUCACAUUUCUCUUCUUGCUUUGCUACAAACAUGUUUUGACAGCUGUGCUUGAAGUCUUGAACCCUUUUAUAAUUUUUUUUUCCAGAGAUUUGCUGUAACACACGUAUUUUCCAAAAUAACUUAAAUAAAUAAAAAGUCUCAAAUCUCCAUUUAUUACUUUUCAAAAGUCAACUC